UUCAGUCAAAAUGGGGAAGAAAGAUGGCGAUGCCAAACGAAAAAGAAAAAGAGCCGUAUUCGACUCGGAAAGCGAGGACGACGAGAGUGGUGCAGACCUCGAGGAGGAGUUUCUGAGUCUGACCAAACGACCAAAACAGAAGGAACCUGCAUCGAAGCCACUAGCGAACAAGCCUUCUGCGGCUUCUGACAGCGAUCUGGAUUCAUCAGAAGGCAGCGAUGAUGAGUGGACGAUGGAUUCUGAAACAAGCAAAGGCAAAACUACCAAGGUAAAAGCCAAAAAGAAGCAAGGAAAGAAGAGGUCCUCAUCAGAAUCUUCGGAGAUGGAGAGUGGAGAGACAUCUUCAGGAGAACUGUCAUCAUCAUCAUUGUCUUCCUCGGAUGAGGAUGAGGAGCAGUAUCAUGACGGUUGGGAUGAAAAUUUAAUCGGAGAUGAAGCCGACAGGUCAAUGUUAGAAAAAAUGACGGAAAUAGAAAGAGAACAAGAAAUUUUCAACCGUGUUGAAAGACGAGAAGCUCUGAAAACAAGAUUUGAAAUUGAACGCAAGCUCAGGCAUGCCAAGAAGAAAGAGAAGAAGAAGAAGAAAGACAAAGAAAAAGCAAGCUACUUCAAAGGUGGAGGGAUAGCAUUAAGAAAGAAGGAAAGAAAGAAGGUUAUUGAAGAGAAGAAAGUCAAAGCCUUGGAUGACUUGAAAGCAAAACGAUCGGAGAAGAAAGAAAAAAAAGCUGGUGAAGCAUUUUUAGAGCAGAAGGAGCCUCUCAAAGCAAGUGAAGUUUUUACAGAUGAUGAAGAUGAAGAUGAUCAAGAUGAGAGCAAGUCUAGUGCCGAUGAGGAUUCUUAUGCAGGAUCUGAUGAUGAGCGAGAUUAUAGUGCUCCUGUUAAAGUAUCUAUGGUUGAUGAAAUCGAAAAGAUCAGACUGUCAAGACACAAGUUAGAGAAGUGGGUUCACAUGCCAUUUUUAGCAGAUACUAUAGUAGGUUGUUUUGUGCGUAUCGGAAUUGGUAGUCAUGAGGGAAGACCUGUAUACAGGGUUGCAGAGAUAAGAGAUGUUGUUGAAACAGCAAAGGUUUAUAAUCUAGGGAAAACAAAAACCAAUAAAGGACUGAAACUAAGACAUGGUCCACAAGAAAGGGUUUUCAGGCUUGAGUUUGUCUCAAAUCAAAGGAUAACUGAGACAGAAUUCCAAAGAUGGAAAGAAGAGUGCGAGGAGCACGAUAUUCCCAUUCCAAACUUGGAUGAUAUAGAGCGUAAAGAUGCAGAUAUCAAGAGUGCUGUCAAUUACAUGUAUAAGGAAGAAGACAUUGAAAAGAUUAUUUCAGAGAAAAAGAAGUUUGGGAAUACUCCUGUUAACUAUGCUGUUAAGAAAAACCAGCUCGCAAGAUCAAAGGAACUUGCAGAACAGUCUGGGGAUAUUGAAAAAGCUGACAAGAUUCGUCAAGAACUUGAAGACGUUGAAGAAAAAGCAGAAGGAUUGGAUAAAAAAAGAUCUAAAGGACUCAGUGCCAUAAGCUACAUUAACGAAAGAAACAGAAAACGGAAUAUUAUUGAGGCUGAGAAGGCCGCAGCUGAAGAGUUGAGGACAGAAGAGAAGAAAGAUGACCCGUUCACAAGAAGAAAAACAUUACCAAUACUCGUAUCCAUGGCUAAGAAUCAAGCAUUGAUAGAUGGUAGUUUUAUUGCCGACCCUCCUGAAGACAAUCCUGUCCCAGAACCAGUAGAGACACCAAAGAUAACACGAACGCUUGAGAGUAUGAUCCCAAGCCAUAGUUUACUAGACACACCUAUUGACGUAACAGAAACCCCUGUAGCUGAUGUCAAUAAACCUAACUCAGAAGACUUGUUCUCGGCUCAUAACUUCGAUAUUACCAUCAACCUUAACUUUCCUUUACCCGAAACGCGCACCUCUGCGACUGUCACCCAGACUCCGAACUCAGAACGUGACGGCACACCUCGAAGGUCGCUUAACCUGGAAGACUACAAGAAAAGAAAAGGUCUUAUCUGAAUUCACUACUCUUAAAAGUACUAUAUUUUCUAGAACCAUAGCGUGCGGACUUAACUUUGAAUCCAGAAGUUGCUUGUUUUGUUAUCCUAAAAUCUGCUUUUGUUUUCUAUUUCAAAAGUAAGGCUUAUCUGUACAUUCUGGAAAUUAUAGUAUUUUUACAAGUGGUGAAAAUAACUUGGAUUGUCUUGAGUGGUGUUUUCACUAAACAGGGAGUCCGUCUUAUCUGCAAAUAAGUGUACAAAAACGCAUCAAAAGGGAAUUUUGAGCCAAAGGAUUUGUAAAUGAAACUACGUACGUGAUGGGUAUCUAUUAGCUAUCCGAGGUCGAGCGAAAAAAUGGGUCGAGUUGGCAUCGCAUUGCAUUGUGGGACUGUUUAGAGGACAAUUGCAAGAUGGUGUUUAAUUUCAACCCCUAAAACAAUCCCACAAUGCACUGCAAUAUCAUCUCAAGUUUUUCUUCAACCUCUGAAUGGCUAGUUAGACUGAGUCUCUUUCGUCUUUAGUCACAAAAAUCCUUUCGAAAUAUAAAGGAAAACAAAAAGAAAAACUAGGGAAAAGGACUGAAUCUCUUUCCUUUCUCAUGGUGUACUUGUUUACACCUUCAAAAUAAUUCAGGAGCCUGGCUUAAAAAAAAAAAAAAAAAGACGGCUCAAAAAAAUCGGCAAAAAAAAUCUGAAAAAAAGUGUGCCACGACGAUACAUGUCUGUAGUAGACAUAGUACAAUGUUUUCACAUUUCAGAUUACACAUCAUUCCCUUGAGUAUUAUUUCUUUUUAACUUGCAACGCUCGAGUAGUUAUAUUGAUAUGGCUUUUGCACACAGAAUUCUAUUUUCAAGGGAAUAACACGUGGUCUGAAAUGGGACGACAUUACUAGACGCUCACAUGGAUUGGGGUCAUAGGUACAGCUUAGAUCAACACUUCCAUCAGCUUUCUAUAGCUGCUCACCUUUAAGAAAAUUUUUCACAAAUACGUUGUACAUCAUUAACUUCUGUAGAAACACGACCACUAGUCUUAACUUUUUAUCCCAAUGUAUUUAUGAGUUUGUAAUAAAAAAUGUCAAUAUA
Molecule: messenger RNA, 3065 nt
Organism: Actinia tenebrosa (Australian red waratah sea anemone)
Lineage: Eukaryota; Metazoa; Cnidaria; Anthozoa; Actiniaria; Actiniidae
Product: RNA polymerase-associated protein RTF1 homolog
Cellular component (GO): Cdc73/Paf1 complex
Molecular function (GO): RNA polymerase II C-terminal domain phosphoserine binding; DNA binding
Source: RefSeq, a predicted model, not a curated record